GUGCAAGUGGGACCUUGCCCCCGGUCCGGUUCGAACUUCAAACCGUGCAGGCAAUCUGAAAUCGUGCCAAAACGGUGCAGGCCUUUCGAUCUUCGUUGGCUGUGAAUGAUGAUGAUGAGGGUCGACGGAAGUUGUGCUGAAACGUUGCUGGCCCUUCGAUCUGCCAAUGGGUGUAAAUGACGGGGUACCGUCCGUUCGAUCCUUGACGCCUCGUCAGCGGAGCCUGCUCUGCAGAAGACCCGGGCCGACGACAUCGAAGCGGUGUCAACGACGUGACCAGGGCUCGAACCCUAGACCGGAAGUGACGGAUGACGAACUCGAUACUGAUGAUGAUGAUGAGCAUAACGAGGAAAAGGAGGUGGAGGAGGAGGAGGAGGAGGAGGAGGAGGAGGAGGAGGAAGAGGGGCAGCGGGAGAAGCAGGGAGAAGGAGUAGGAGCAGUGAUAAGCAGGAAGGAGGAGCAGGGAAGAAGAGGAGGAGGAGCAGGGAAGAAGAGGAGGAGGAGCAGGGAAGAAGAGAAGGAGGAGCAGGGAAGAAGAGAAGGAGGAGCAGGGAAGAAGAGAAGGAGGAGCAGGGAAGACGAGGAGGAGGAGCAGGGAAGAAGAGGAGGAGUGACAGGAAGGAGGGGAGGGGGAGGGGGAGGAGGAGAAGAGGGAGGGUCAGCCUCUAGUUUGGAUUCUCUCUACAAAAAUGCUCGCUCUUCUGGAUCACUCAACCUCAGCAACAAGGGAUUAAAGUGUAUAGCAGAUAAGGUGUUCAGACUGGCAGAGGGUAUAGGGACAGAUGAGAAAUGGUGGGAGGUGGCAGAUUUGCAAAAGCUUGUGUUGUCACACAACCAUAUCGAAUCAAUCCAGGAUGAAUUGGGCGGGCUUGUCACUCUCACUUUUCUUGAUGUUAGCUGCAACCGACUGUCAUCCAUGCCAGCUACGACAGGGAGGUUGACGUUGCUGAAGACUCUCGACAUCUCGGGAAAUAUGCUAGAAGACCUUGGCUUUGACUUGGGGUGUUUGUCAAACCUUGCAUCGCUCCUCGGGGAGGCCGUGACCGGGAAGGGUAUCUGUGCACAGUUGGGUCUGGAGACGGGGAUCCCGCUGACGGAGUCGGAGCCGUUGAUUAUCUUCUUCAUCGUGUUCAAUGUGCUGGGCGCCAUCGGCGCGCUAGGCGAUCGGGGUCGCUUCGUCGACGAGAAGACGGGACUGGAGCGCGCUCUGAUCAGCCCCGGCAAGGGGUUGAAGUCGGCCCUGGGUUUGUCGGAAACGGGGCCCACAUUCGGAUUCACCAAGGCCAACGAACUGUUCGUGGGAAGAAUCGCGCAGCUGGGGUUCGUCGCGUCCAUCUUGGGAGAGAUAAUCACCAGUAAGGGAGCCCUCGCUCAACUCAACAUCGAGACAGGAGUGCCAGUCGGCGAGAUCGAGCCCCUUCUCAUCUUCUUUAUCCUCUUCUUCUUCGUAGCCGCUGUAUUUCCUGGCAGCGGCAAGUUCGUUAUCGACGAGGACGAGUGAAGAGUAAAACCAAAUCGAACUUGACGUCGUUGUACUGUCGUGAAGAGGAGGUUUGAUUGACUAUAAGGUGGAACACUCGGUUGUCGGGUGCACAUUCGGUUGUUGGUUCUCGAUUGAACCCUCGGUUGGGCAUUCGUGGUGAAGUUCUAUUGACUAGUCGCGCGGAGAACACUUAGGUCAGCGAAUCCUUGUCUAUAGAGUCUAUAUCUGCCAGGAGAAUUGUCUGCUUAAUUAACCUGUAGUUCUUUAUAAUCGACACGUAUGUGGACAUGUA
Messenger RNA from Chara braunii, 1775 nucleotides. NCBI's taxonomy places the organism in Eukaryota, Viridiplantae, Streptophyta, Charophyceae, Charales, Characeae. The record is from the annotation of a GenBank genome assembly.